Agrilus planipennis (emerald ash borer) is the source of this 1878-nucleotide messenger RNA. Its product is annotated as venom carboxylesterase-6-like. Gene Ontology annotation, molecular function: hydrolase activity. The record is from RefSeq and is a predicted model, not a curated record. Bases 98 to 1783 code for a protein of 561 amino acids. NCBI's taxonomy places the organism in Eukaryota, Metazoa, Arthropoda, Insecta, Coleoptera, Buprestidae. The transcript is spliced from 11 exons.
AUAAAUAAUUAUGUGUGUUUUCUUGUUAGUAGAAAAUAUGCGGCAGAAGUUAUACAAUGAAGUACUAAAAUUUUGAUUUUCAAAUAAAAUAUUAAAGAUGAUUUUCAUUUCGUUCGUUUUAAUAAUAGAAGUUCUUUUUAUCACAAAUGGUGUGGCUACCGAUUAUCCCGAAAUUGAAACAGAAUUGGGGAAAAUACGGGGAACGUAUGGGGUAAGUGUUCAGGGACGUACAUAUUCAGCAUUCCAGGGCGUCCCGUAUGCAGAACCGCCGAUAGGAAAAUAUAGACUUGUGGAAGCGCAACCGGUAAAACCAUGGAAUGGUGUUUGGGUAGCAAAUACAACUCAUAAAUGUUUGCAAUUUGACCAUUUUUCAAAAGCUGAAGACACAUACAAUGUAGUAGGGGACGAAGACUGCCUUUAUCUAAACAUAUACGUCCCAAAAGUGGAUAAAAAUGAGGGUCUUGAUGUGAUAGUUGUAAUUCACGGUGGUGCAUUUAUGUUUGGGAAUGGUCAAAGUUUUGGGCCAGAAGUAAUAAUGGAUAAAAAUGUCGUUUACGUCAAUUUGAAUUAUAGAUUAGGAAUAUUGGGAUUUUUAAGUACCGAAGAUAAUAUAAUUCCUGGUAACUUCGGCCUAAAGGAUCAAUUACUGGCUUUGAAAUGGAUUAAGAAGCAUAUAGAAGCAUUUGGAGGAAAUCCAGAAUCUAUAACGAUAUCCGGGAUGUCCGCAGGAGGAGCCAGUGUUCAUAUUCAUUACCUUUCUCCACUGUCAGAAGGUUUAUUUAACAGGGGCAUUUCACAGAGUGGGACUGCCUUAAAUCCAUGGGUUUUGGUAGAAAACUCUCGCGAAAAAGCUGAAGUAUUGGCUAGUCAUCUCGGAUGCUCGUUUAUUUCAUCAGAAGAAAUUUUGGAAUGUCUAAGACAGAGAUCUGCUCGCCAGAUUGUUGCAUUAACAAGGCACUUUAUAGCUUGGUAUUAUAAUCCCUUUUCGCCAUUUGGAGUAGUCGUGGACAAAUGGUCAAAGAAUCCUAUUCUGCCAGAACACCCCUUAAUACUACUCAAAAAUAGAAAACUUAGAAACAUUCCAUGGAUCUUUUCCAUGGUGGAAUCGGAAGGCCUAUAUCCAGCUGCCGAAUUCCUUCAAUAUCCCAAUUCACUGAAGGAAUUGAAUGAAAAUUGGGAAACUUUACUGCCUUUUCUGUUGGAUUUUAAUCAUACUGUGGAUUUAAAGGAGCAGAAUUCAGUUGUUCAAAAAAUUCGUGAUCAUUAUUUCAACGGUAAAAGUGCUUCAAGGGAAACAUUUGUAAACGUUUUAAAAAUGAUCGGAGAUAGAUUGUUUGCAGUUGACAUUGAAGAAUCGGCAAAAUUACAGGCUGCUGGAAGUGAUGGUUCAGUAUAUUUCUAUUAUUUCUCUUAUAGAGGAGUGCACAGUCGAUCAGAGAUUUUAGCAAAGCGCAACGAAAAUUAUGGAGCUGGACAUCUGGACGAUACUCUUUACGUUUUAACCACCUUUAUGCAGAAGGAUGCAACAGAAUCAGAGAGAAAGAUGACUGAAAUUAUGAAAAAUAUUUGGACCACAUUUGCCCACAAUGGAAAGCCACUAGUGAAAGGAGUUGAUUGGUUGCCAGUUUCAAAAAGAGAAGACGAUCCCAUACAGUAUCUUGACAUUAGAUCCCCCAAUGAUAUAAAGAUGAAUAGCAGCGAAGAUUUAGGAAAUAGAAAAUUUUGGAAUUCUUUACCUUUCAAAGAAAAUUUGAGAUUAUUUCACGAAAGAGACGAACUAUAAUUAUCUAGGAGAUUUACUGUGAGAUAUAUAUUGUGAACACUUAUUUUUUUCUGUAAUGUAUGUAAUAAAUAAAUAUUUGCAUAGAACGAAAAUGG